Molecule: messenger RNA, 7918 nt
Organism: Mobula hypostoma (lesser devil ray)
Lineage: Eukaryota; Metazoa; Chordata; Chondrichthyes; Myliobatiformes; Myliobatidae
Gene: sfpq
Product: splicing factor proline/glutamine-rich
Exons: 9
Coding region: 111-1799 (562 amino acids)
Biological process (GO): regulation of DNA-templated transcription
Cellular component (GO): nucleus
Molecular function (GO): RNA binding
Source: RefSeq, a predicted model, not a curated record
GCCUAAGCGCUUACCAGGCGCCAUUUUGUGUACUUCUCCACGUUGACCUUAGCAGUGGUUCUGAAACAAAAUAUUGUUAUUCCUCCUAACAAAAGUAAUAAAACUGCAGAAUGUCUCGGGAUCGUUUCAAGAACCGCACCGGAUUCCAGAGGCGAGGUGGUAUGAGCCCUCCAUUCCGCGGCGGCAACCGCAACAAUGCGCCCAACCGCCCCAACGGAGCGGGAAACCCGGUGGAGGCCCCCAAGCAACAGCCAACACCCUCGUCGCAGAGCCAGGUGACAGCUCCGGCGCAGACUCCGCCUCAGAAGUCGUCCGCUCAGGGCUCGCAGAAGUCUCAAGAGCCCGACAAGAAGAACGGCGACGCCGCGACCGCUCAGUCCCCUGGCGCGGCCCGGAGCGGAGGCGGCGAGAGCAAGUCGGCUUACCCGGGCGGCGAGGGCCAGAGCCGGCAGCAGCGUGAGUCGAAGAGCGAGAUGGAGAGUCGCCAGGCGCAGGACGUACUGCGGGCCCAGUUAUCACUGCUCCGGAAGCCCGGCGAGAAGACCUACACCCAGCGGUGCCGCCUUUUCGUCGGCAACCUGCCGAGCGACAUCACCGAGGAUGACUUCAAGAAACUAUUCGAGAAAUAUGGCGAACCCGGCGAGGUUUUCAUCAACAAAGGCAAGGGGUUUGGCUUCAUCCGGCUGGAAAGCAGAACUUUGGCUGAAAUAGCCAAAGCUGAACUUGACGAUACACCGAUGAGAGGCCGGCCACUUCGCAUUCGUUUUGCCACUCAUUCUGCUGCACUGACUGUCCGCAAUCUUUCCCCUUAUGUUUCAAAUGAAUUGCUAGAGGAAGCUUUCUCUCAGUUUGGUCAAGUGGAGAGAGCCAUUGUGAUUGUCGAUGAUCGUGGGAGAUCAACAGGCAAAGGCAUAGUUGAAUUUGCUACAAAACCAUCUGCACGAAAGGCACUUGACCGAUGUAGUGAGGGUGUAUUCCUAUUAACAGCAUCUCCUCGUCCAGUAAUCGUGGAACCAAUGGAACAAUAUGAUGAUGAGGAUGGCCUUCCAGAGAAACUUGCCCAAAGGAAUCCAAUGUAUCAAAAAGAACGAGAGCAUCCUCCUCGUUUUGCUCAGCAUGGAACAUUUGAGUUUGAAUAUUCCCAGAGGUGGAAGUCACUUGAUGAAAUGGAAAAACAGCAAAGAGAGCAAGUUGAAAAGAACAUGAGAGAGGCAAGGGAUAAGCUGGAAAAUGAGAUGGAAGAUGCAUACCAUGAACAUCAGGCAAUGUUGUUGAGGCAGGAUCUCAUGCGGCGCCAAGAAGAGCUGCGGCGCAUGGAGGAGCUCCACAGCCAAGAAGUUCAGAAGCGCAAACAGCUUGAGUUGAGGCAAGAGGAAGAACGUCGUAGAAGGGAAGAGGAAAUGUUGAUGCGGCAAAGAGAAAAAGAGGAGAUGAUGAGGCGCCAGAGGGAGGAGAACUUCCGCAUGGGCUACAUGGAUCCUAGAGAGCGUGAAAUGCGAAUGGCUGGAGGAAUGACAGAACAAUAUACUACAGCAAAUCAAAGCUUUCCACCAAUGGCAGCUAUGGCCUAUGAAGGCCACAGUACAUUAAGCAACCCUGGAGGACCUAGUGCGAUGACUGGACAGAUGAUGAGCACCAGUGCGAACACCAGCGACAUGGCAGGGCGUAAUGACCGCUUUGGACAGGGUGCCCCAGGUCCAAUGAAUGCUCAACCCCCACGUCCUAUGGGGCCUACUGGUCCCAAUUUUAGUAGAGGGAGAGAAGAAUACGAAACAGCUAACAAGAAGCCUAGAUACUAAAAUUUAUAGCUCCACCUUAGUGUGCAUUCCAGAUAGUCUCAUUUAGAUGAGAACUCUUCAUAAUUGCGUUUUUUAGUUGGUGGCAAAGUUGCAUUUUAUGCCUAUUCAGAUUUGUGUAUUGACUAAACUUUGUAAACUGUAACAAUUCACGCUGGCACAUUGUGAAUGUUGAAUUAUGUCAAGCAAGUGAUAGUGCAAACCGGCAUCUAUUCCAGUUCUUCAACUGUAAACUGAAGUGCCAUUAAACCUCUAGAAAGUAUGCUCCAUGUAUUUUUGAGUCAUUGUAGAAGCAUGCUAAAUUGUGUAGGCUAAAUGCUUGUUUUGAAAUGGUGGAAUUCUGUAUUUUGGUCAUCUUUUUAAAUUAAAACUCAUUCAUAGUGCUAAUUUGAAAUGAGUUGUUUUUAACCAAGAGCAAAGUGUUGAUUUGAGGCAAAUUGUCAACUUCCAUAAGUGGAACAAAGUAUUGCUGACUAUUGCAAACUCUGUGUCACUUAUCAAAGUUAAUUGCACAAGUAAGGAGUUGGGAAUCAAGUGCACUGUAAACACCACUAGCAGUUGUCUGGUUUUUAAUGGUAAAGAUUUUUUAUAACCUGAAAUCUGACCAUUGUAUUGAUGCAAUUUGCAGUGGGUCUAAGAGCCCAGCAGUGUUUUGUUUCCAUGCACAAUCAAUGGGCAGCCAGUAUAUGGAUUUUGUUUUUUUGUUAGUGCUAUUAAUUCAAAUUGUUGUCAAAGAUGAUUUUCCUAAUAGAACAUUUCUAAUUAGAUUUUACCUCAACUUUUAAAACUCUUCUCUUCUGAUUCUAGUGUUGGGUAAAGUUGGACUAAUGACAUUUCUUCCCAGAAACUUGCAAGCACACCCAGUCUGGGGUGGCAGUGAGAUCCACUGACAAGUCCAAGUUUCUGAUUUGGCAACUAGAUUUCAGAGCUUUGCAUGUUCUCAGAUAUUGGGAGGUUGGGAUGAUUAUGCUGCAGCUGGUAUUUAAGAUAAGUGUAUUGACAAAUGCUAAGCACAGCUUUUAGUUUUUCGUGUUUCAACUUAAAAUAACCGAACAUUAAAGCUGACAUUCUGUGAUUGCCAGCUUUGUAUCAUUUCAAGUGACCUUUUCCAUGUAAACCUAGAUUGAAGCUGUAACCUUGGAUGCAAGUCUGCUUCUGCCCACACAGUGCUUUUUAUUUAAGAUGGUUUCAUGUAGCAAUUGGGCACCCUAACUGACAAUUUUUCGUUGUCCCAUGGAAACUAAAUCUCAUUGUAGUGGCUCACUGAAACUUUUGGUGUUGAGUUUGAUUCAUGGUUUAGCAAGAAGUAUAUCUACUAUAUUAGGAUGAGGAAGUAGAAAGUACCUGGGGUAGAGAGAUUGCUUUCCUUAAAGGAUUUCACAAGCUGUUUGCUUUUCUGCAAUUUGGCAUAUGCCUUCUACAUCCCAGAAGUCACUUGUCUAGUUAUGGCAAACGUUUGGGCUUGCUAGUGUUUUGGGCAAAUUUUCUAAUUUAAAAAAUUUAUAGCUGCUGUGCUUUUUCUAGUUAAUUUUGCACAAUUUCAAGUAGUCAUAGCAUGUCCCAGCUUGUGUUUGAACUGUUUCUUACUGUUUCUUUCUGUUUCUAUUUGAGGCAGUUUAAUGCUGUCUACCCUGUUCUAAGUUAAUUAGUGGAUUAGAAAUGACAGCUCAUAGUACAAUCUCAACUUGCAGGUAAAGACCCUAUAUGGCUUGCUGCUAAAUGACAUUGGUUGUCUUGCCAUGUGAUGCCAUAAAGAUGUUACCAUUAUUCCCAAUGCUCUAGUGAUGGUUAAUUACUAUGUCCUAUCCAGUGGAUUCUUUUCAGUGUUAGGCCUGUAAACCAAUUUAUUGGGUUUUGUAAGAAACAGAAAUUUGAACCAUCAUAUCCCAGUUCUAAAGUUUGGAAUUCUGGAACUUGAGCAAUAUGUAUUGGGGUAGUCAAUACAGUGCAAACUCGUGCACAAUAUUUUGCAAUACCCAGGAGUUACUGAUACUGAUGCACAUUCUUUUAUCUUUGGACCUAAUGCAUCACCAACUACACCAAACCAUUUUGCAAAAUCUAUUUGGACUUGGAUUUUUUUUUUAGUUACGUGUUGCCUAUGUGGUUAUUCAGGUUCUACAGACAGCUUUGCUGUGAAGUUGGGACAGUAUCUUAAAAGUGCUCUGAAGACUAACUGAUUUUUAGUUUCUAUUUAAAUUUAUACCUGAUGAAAGAUUUUCUCUGAAAGAUCUGCUAUUAAUGAUCCAGAAAGCCUUUUAUAAUCUACUGACCUGAUAGGGGUCCAACUUUUAACUUGUGAAAGUUUCACUUAAAAUUAUUGAUUUGAGAAGUUGGUCCUUUUGCAUCGUGAAUGACUAAUUGGAAAAUUUCAAUAAUGGGAAUCCAGUAGCACGAUCUGGAAGGUGCAGAUCUGCUCAUAAGAAAGAAUUUGCAACAGGAUACCUGGACCAGCAGAACGUGACUUCUAUAUCUUCUGCCUGUAGAAGCUGAAGAGCUUCAAUGGGUAACUGGAAACCAAGCAGUUACAUGCUGUGCCAACAAAUAAUUGCUGUUUAGCAUUGUGAUAAUGGUAAGUGUUAAAAACUUAUUUGUGGGGAUGGGAGGUGGGGCAUGUUUGAAUAUAUAAUCAAAUCUACUUGUACUCCAUUUACAUGGCCCUGCUAGGCUGUAGUUUUCUAGUGAGGGCAGCUUGCUUUAAUCAAUUGUUGAGUUCGUAUUCCUGAACAUGUGCUGCAGUUCAAGACCAGAUUUUUUUAAUCAAAAUUCUCAGAUUUAAUGUUGCCUCACUAAGAGCUGCUUAGUUGCGACUAGGCUUAAAGUUCUUGAUCAGGGUUUCGAAGUAAAAAUGUCCCAGGGUAAGCAAUGUGGUUGAUUGCAAAUGUGGGUAUUUGCCCUCUUAAUCUUGUAAUUAGUCACAGUUGGCCCAUGUGGAUUUAAAUGAUCAACUACUCUGGCUUGCUGUUUAGUAACUUACAGGCUUGCAAUAAUAUUUCUGUUCCCUUAAAGUUGCUGCAUUUGAAUAUGGGUCUCAUAAGUAGGUUUAGCAUAUUUUGGUUGGGAAUGAUACGACAAUCCAGGGUUCUACCUUCAAAUCUAUAAGGUUACUUGAUCGGUUCAGUUUUGUGAUGCUCCUAACUAGGGGCUUUUGUGAACCCUUUUGAGUUCACUUGUUAGGGGAAUUUUCAAUUCUUUAUUUAGGUGGCGCAAGCAGAGCUUGGAACUAUUUUUUGAAAUGCCCCUUUUCUAAUUAUGGCACAACUCAUGCAUUUGGUUGCAAUGGGUAUGUUAUUAGUGAAUUCUUUCAUUUUUGAAAUUAAAGCAAAGUCUUUGACCUGAGGCUUACUUAGUAUACUUCUUAUAAUACUUAGUUUAUGAUAGCAGUUAAUCUGCAUACGUACUGUAAAGGAAAGUAGUUGUUGCCAUUUUGGUAUUCAGGUGCUUGAAUUUUGCAAUGCCCAUUACAUCUGGGAACAAAUUGAAUAACUUGUCUUCCCCAGUAUUCUUCAGUGGAAGUUAUAACAGUUUCAGAUUCUCAGGUCACAUGGCAACGCAUCUGAGAGUUACAAGCCAGCAAGUGGCUGCUGGCAGCCAUUGUGCUGCACCCUUGCAAGUAAUGCCACUCUACAGCGAAUAAAUACAGUCAGCUUGUCUGCAAUACAUUACAUUGAGGAUCUGUAGUACUGCAAAUGGGAUUGGGCAGUAAGACCUGGAGAAUAGUAUUCCUGCUUGUUCUGCGGUACACAGUACAGACUGCAUACAGGUAUGUACAAAUAACUUGUUAAAAUGUCUUUCGUAAUUUCUUAAAUCAGUGAAAUGGUUCAGGCAUCACCCUUCUGACAGAGUGAUUACAGUGCAGCACUUUUAGUUGUUUGUUGGCAUUCAAUGCUGAUUGGUAUCAAUGAUACAUAGCAGCCCAAGUGAUGUACAGCUACUAGUCCGGCUUUCAAAUACUGUACCACAACAUUAAGAUCGGAAUGCAUCUGUGGAUUGCAAACAAAUGGUUAGAUGUGCUUGCUGUCUUCAAUUGUACUUCUGGCUUCAAGAACCUGUUAUGUGACUUAGGCUUUAAAUAGGAAGGUUGUAGCUUGUCUGUUCAACUUUCCCUUUUUCUAAAAGCUGCAUUUGCAUUUUAAGCUUUACCAGGGCCAUCAAUGAAGCAACAUGAUCGACAUAAAUUUGCAAAAGAUCACAGUGCGAUAACUGAAAUGUCAAUUGUAAUUUUGUUUGGGGUUUGGAGAAGGGGAGGGCUGGGUGUGUAAUUGCCUGCAACUACAGAGGCAGCUUGAUCUGCCAUUGAGUUUUUGAAUAGUGGAAGUUGAAAUAAUACUACUUAUUUACGUGCUCUUGAGUCUGUCAGACCCCCUUAGUCUGAAACGUGUUACCUAUUCAUUGUACUUGGUUAUUCUCCUGUAAUUUUUAGUAUAGGCUGGAUACUGUAUGCAUUUUAGCUUUUGACAAGCUAAUUUCGUGAUGACUAACUGCAAUCUACCUUGAACCACUGGGUUAUCUGGCCAGGAAUCCUAAGACCAGGCAUUGUAUAAUAUACUUGAAUAUAGGAUGAUUGAUCUAAAGUUCAGAUUUUUAAUAUAUACCUUUUGCAUAUGGCAGAUAUCAUUUCUGUAAAUGUCAUUCACUACUUCAACUGCAUCUGGCAAUAUAUACUGAAAAUAAGAAUUUAUUACUAAUUUACUGCUUUGGUAGAAAAUCAAUCCUUAUGCCAUGCUUUGACUGGGUAUAUAGCUAUUUGGCUGUUCAGGCUUCUGGAUGUCAUUAAAAGUCAUUAGCUUGAGUAGCCCUCAGCCAAAUCACAUUUCUUUGGCUUUGCUUUCUUUGAAGCUGUUAAUCAGCAAAUGGCUUAUUAGUCAAUCCAGUAAAAGAGAAUGUUCCAAUAAUCAUGAUCACAUCAGUACUGAGUUUGACAUAGUGGUAGCUUUCUGAUAAGCUUGUCUCUGAAAUAUAAUUCCACAUUCUUGAAACCAUCCAGGCGGCAAACACUUGAUAAACAUAAUGAAAAGUUGAUUUUUGUUUUAGUAGUUCGGAUUACUUAGAUUAACUAAACGUUUGUAAAGAAUGUUUAAGAUUAGGCUGCAAGAAGUUGUAAAUGUUGUCUUGGUCGUUGACCUGAUUGUUCAAGUCUUUGGCCAUUUUAGUUUAUCCUGUUGCAAUGCUGGAAUUUUGACACAGGGCAUCUGUGUAAAUUGCAGUAUUCUCUGGUGAAAGCUGAAUUUAGUUCACAAAGCAAACAGCAAGAUUAACACUUAAUGCAAUAUUAGAGCUGAAGUGUUGGUCAUGCUUGUAUUCUGUUUUUGGGAGAUAUAUUUGCUAAAUCAAAAAAAUUCUGUUUGGACUGAGCAACGAAAUAUGCUUGCUGUGUAAAAGGCAGUCUUUGGCUUGUCCCUAGUGCUGAAAUCAUGUUUCAAUUCUUUAUAUUGGACGAGUGGGAUCUGAAAAUAGAUAGUUAAGUGUCUGCACUGUAUUCCUUCUUGAUUAUCUUCUACAAGACUGAGUUUUUUCAGUUCAAUUUGGCUACAAUAUUUUGAGCAUCUGUGCAGGAGAGUGAUGCCAGAACAUAAUAGGGAUACUUGGUGUCUAUUAGUGUUGUAAAACAGGUUAGAAUCACUUCUAAGAUGACUGUAACUUCCCUUAUGCCUGAUUUGGCAUCAUCUUUCUGUGCCAACUUGGUCAAUUUAUUGGCCUCUUCAAAGCUUUAGAAUUAUUAAUUUUUGAAUUGUUUUAACCUUGUUUUCAUAAUGCCUUAUUUGCCAAAGUGAAGCUUGGCUUAAUGCAUAACUUUUGCUUUGCACCUUUCUGUGGAGCUUUGCAGGCAAGUCAGUACAAAAGUACAGUUGUUUUUCUGGUGUAAUUCACUGAUACACAUCAGUUGUGUGAAAGAUACAUUUUCUCUGUAUCCUGCCACCAGUUAACUUACUCCUUCCCCAUAAUUAUUAGUCUAUGGGUGCUACUGUGGAAACAGUGGCACUGAGACUACUGGGGAAUUCAAUUUUUUUUCUGUUCUGGAUCACAUUUAGACUGGUUUUGUAUGACAAAGUUUUCUGAUGUAAUGUGAUCUGUGAUAAUUAGUUAACAGUUGGUGUUGUGUUCACACUAACUUGAUGUGUUCU